Peronospora matthiolae is the source of this 429-nucleotide messenger RNA. The record is from the annotation of a GenBank genome assembly. NCBI's taxonomy places the organism in Eukaryota, Oomycota, Peronosporomycetes, Peronosporales, Peronosporaceae.
AUGGCAGGGCGCGUGACACGUCCCGUGUCCCAAAAGGACCUUCGCGACUGCUUCCCGCGAGAGCUCUACAAGCAGAUGGGCAAGUCAGUAGGUCACUUUUUCCAGCUUCAUGUGACGCGAAAAAUGUGGCACUCCACCGGAAUAAACUUGCUUGCUGGAAGUGAGGCGAAUGCGCCAACUGCAACGACAACUUGCUUCCCGGCGCGGGGACGGACCGACCAGCUGCAGAGCUAUAUCGCACACAUGGACGCAGCCGACAGGAACCGGUCGCACUUGCCAGUCGCGGCCACGAUCUGGCGAUAUGGCUGUGCCGCAUCAGCCGGGGUGGAGACGGACCUCCUGAUACGUGCCGCACAGAGCCGGGUAAGCUGUAGUAUACUUUCAACAGCGCUGCGCAGAAUAAAGCCGAGCGAGCGUGUGCUUACUUGA